CAGUCCCAAAUAACCUCCUCACACUCACACCCUCAAAAUCUUCGAGCAAACAUCGCCGGAAGUUCGUGCCGGGAGAAAUCGAUGGCUACUACUUUAAAUGUGGUGCCGGAAGUUCGUCCGCCGUCAUUAGAGGCCGACGCCGAACAGCCUCCACUCUUCGACGGAACUACCAGGUUGUAUAUAGCUUACUAUUGCCCGUUUGCACAGCGUGCUUGGAUCACAAGAAAUUACAAGGGACUACAAGAUCAAAUUAAACUAGUGCCUCUAAACCUUCAAAACAGGCCUGCCUGGUAUAAGGAAAAAGUAUACCCUUCAAACAAGGUGCCAGCUUUGGAACACAAUGGGAAAGUUACAGGAGAAAGCCUUGAUUUGAUCAAAUACAUAGAUAGCAACUUUGAAGGACCUUCUCUUUUCCCAGAUGAUCCUGUUAAAAAACAAUUCGGUGAAGAGUUGCUAGCUUAUACUGACACAUUUCUUGGGGCAGUAUACCCUUCAUUUAAGGGUGACCCAGUCAAGGAAGCAGGUCCUCAAUUUGAUUACCUGGAGACUGCUCUGCAAAAAUUUGAUGAUGGCCCAUUCUUUUUGGGUCAAUUCAGUGGGGUGGACAUUGCAUACAUCACAUUUAUUGAACGGUUCCAUGUUUUCUUAGCCAAGGUUUUCAACUAUGAUAUCACAGAAGGAAGACCUAAUCUAGCUGCAUGGAUUGAGGAGUUAAACAAGAUUGAUGCUUACAAGCAAACAAAAUAUGAUCCUAAAGCCAUUGUUGAACUUUACAAGACUCGCUUCAUGGCUUAAGAACAACAACUUGGAGUACAAUAAUAAGUGGCUUGAUAGCUUGAUAGCGUUAAUUUGAGAAAUUCAAAUUCACAUGAUUAAUUGCUUUUAUGUUAUGUGUUGCCUGAAUGUAAGUGGACUUUGUUCCAUUUGUAUUUUUAUGUCAUCAAUAUGUGUAGGCUUGGAAUAAAGAAAUGACAAUAAAAUGUAUUUGUACAAGUUGAAUUUUA
Molecule: messenger RNA, 1004 nt
Organism: Cucurbita moschata (crookneck pumpkin)
Lineage: Eukaryota; Viridiplantae; Streptophyta; Magnoliopsida; Cucurbitales; Cucurbitaceae
Product: glutathione S-transferase L3-like
Exons: 10
Coding region: 82-795 (237 amino acids)
Molecular function (GO): glutathione transferase activity
Source: RefSeq, a predicted model, not a curated record